This is a messenger RNA of Xylaria bambusicola, 1086 nucleotides long. Its product is annotated as ribosomal protein S6e. The record is from RefSeq and is a predicted model, not a curated record. The transcript has 4 exons. Gene Ontology annotation, biological process: translation. Gene Ontology annotation, molecular function: structural constituent of ribosome. Gene Ontology annotation, cellular component: ribosome. NCBI's taxonomy places the organism in Eukaryota, Fungi, Ascomycota, Sordariomycetes, Xylariales, Xylariaceae. The coding region runs from base 154 to 873 and encodes 239 amino acids.
UUUUUUGUGCUGGACCCAGUGAAAAAUCAGGGUUAGCGAGAAAACCAAAUCACAACCAACCCAUCGAUUAUCUCUAGCAAUUCUCGGUCACGAUUUGACUUCCCUCUCUCAAUCCCCGUCACCCAAAGUCGAUCGCCAACACCCACCGCCGAGAUGAAGCUGAACAUCUCCUACCCUGCCAAUGGCAGCCAGAAGCUCAUCGAGAUCGAAGAUGAGCGAAAGCUCCGCGACUUCAUGGAGAAGCGAAUGGGCCAGGAAGUCCCCGGUGACAACCUUGGUGAUGAAUUCAAGGGAUACAUCUUCCGCAUCACCGGUGGAAACGACAAGCAAGGUUUCCCCAUGAAGCAGGGUGUCCUCCACCCUACCCGUGUCCGACUUCUCCUUUCCGAAGGCCACUCCUGCUACCGACCCCGCCGUACCGGUGAGCGCAAGCGAAAGUCCGUCCGUGGUUGCAUUGUCGGCAUGGACCUGGCUGUCCUUGCCCUCUCCAUCGUCAAGCAGGGCGAGCAGGAGCUCCCCGGCCUGACCGACGUUGUCCACCCCAAGCGUCUCGGUCCCAAGCGUGCCACCAAGAUCCGCCGCUUCUUCGGCCUCAGCAAGGAUGACGAUGUCCGAAAGUACGUUAUUCGACGUGAGGUCCAGCCUAAGGGCGAGGGCAAGCAGCCUUACACCAAGGCUCCCCGUAUCCAGAGACUGGUCACUCCCCAGCGUCUCCAGCACAAGCGCCACCGCAUUGCGCUCAAGCGCCGCCAGGCCGAGAAGGUCAAGGACGAGGCCGCCGAGUAUGCUCAGAUUCUCGCCAAGCGUGUCUCAGAGGCGAAGUCAUCCAAGGCUGAUGCCCGCAAGAGAAGGGCAAGCUCCAUGCGCAAGUAGAUGCUUCCAGGCGUUCGGUCGGUGUAUUCUGGUUGUUGCAUUUCGGCAUGAAAAUCAUGGCUACGGUAGGGCAUUGCGGGAUAGCCACGGCGAGUGGCUUUAGAUAGGCCAAGUAUUGGCUUUAGUAUAUCCCCGGAGGCUACCAAAAAAUGAAAUGAGAUCAAGAUUCCCAACAUAAUAUUUCAACUGUUUCAAACAACAAAAUUAUCACUA